This is a messenger RNA of Gamsiella multidivaricata, 543 nucleotides long. RefSeq lists its product as uncharacterized. The transcript has 4 exons. NCBI's taxonomy places the organism in Eukaryota, Fungi, Mortierellomycota, Mortierellomycetes, Mortierellales, Mortierellaceae. Bases 1 to 543 code for a protein of 180 amino acids. The record is from RefSeq and is a predicted model, not a curated record.
AUGACCAUCCACGACCAAGAAGGAACAGCAGGAGAAAGUCUACGAGCGGAUACCACAGCCAAUGCCGGUGCGAGGGAGGUAACAAGGAACUACAGGCGCAGCCUUUCCAACACGCAUCAUGCCAUUCCAGCGAGCAACGGCAUCCGGUCGGGCAUCCCAAGUUUUAUGGGUCAGGUUGUCCGGGUUCUUGCCGACCAGCUGCAGAUGCAUUUCCUGCGCAACACCACUGAUCUGGAUUCACAGAAGCAGAACACUUGCAGUCAGCACGCGGCAAAUGUCCAGCAAAACGAACGAGACCAUGCUGCUCGGGCGGCUCUGUCAAAAUUCCUCAAGGAUAGGUUACCAAUACCCAAGAAAUACGAUGCAGAAAUCGAUGCAGGGUAUCAGCAGAAGAAAUACGUUUUAACGAGAUCGACCACUACGGACGGACGGACACCAAGCCGUCUCUAUGACAUACUGCCAGUGCAGUACUUAGGAAAGAGCCCCAAGAGUGGGUCCCCAGAGCUGACACGCCCGCAACAACAACAGCAACAGCAAUUCUAA